AUGGACCUUUUAUACCUUAAUCUCCACUGCCAGAUUCCAGCAGAAUUCUUAACAUCACUAGACUUGCCCUUAGUCUUUUUAUCAUCACUCAUUUUGUCUCCUUUCAGAGUCAUCGGCUUAAACUACCAAUUAUCCUCAAGCACAUCUCAGUCAUCUCUAAGUGAAAGCCUCAAAAAUCUGAAAGCAUGGAACACCAAAAGCUAUAAAUUCAAAACAAAAGAACAAAUUCCUCGUCAAAAAUUCUUGAAAAUUCCAGUCUUUAAAAGUUAUAGAGAAUUGCUAUUUUGUAUCUCAAGCAAAAAAUUAUCAACUUUAUAUGCAGGGAAUUUUUGAGAAAACAACUUUUUUUGAGCUUCUUUUAAAGUAAAAUGCGCUCUUAUAGCUCUUAUUGGAGGGAAAUUUAUUAAAGAUCCUUAUGCUAACACAUUUUUAUUUGCUUCAAUUUUUACAGCUUAUGACUUGUUCAACUACCGAUUUGAGUUAAUUACUACAAAAAUGACAUAUGAGCAUUUCCAUUAUGGACAAAAUAAGCUAAAAUAUGCAAAUUCUAAGUACUUAGGCUGGUUAAGCACCCUCCAUCCCCAUACUCCUUUCCCCCUCAAUACCAAAUUACUUAUUCUUGAUAAUAAGAAAUAUAAGAAAUAUUACACUUUUUCGCACAGCAACACUAUUAUAAUACGACUUAUAGCCUGUUUACAAAAUAUAGGCAUAUCCAUAAGAUAGCCCGAUAUGGGCUAGGGAUAUGGCUAUAUUAAAUACUUGAUUUCAUAUCUCUUAUUAUACAAAAUUUCUUAAAUGGCUAUCAAAUUUAGCUUAUAUUUUUGUAUUAGAUAUAUCAUAUAUCUAAAAUAACUCUAUAAAUUGAUUAAAUAUGAUAAAACGCAUUCUUUUAGCUCGAUCGAUGCUAGAUUAUGUGUAUGUAUAUGAUAGAUAAUUAUAGUUUAUAUUAGUGCCUAUCAAUUUAAAAACCAUAAUUCGGUUGGAUUCAUGUAUAAAAUGCAAUAUUAAAUCGAAAUCCAGUGUAUUCCUCUUCAACUCUUUUACUCAUUCGUGUAAAAUUUUUUUUCAUUUAAUAAUUCUUAUCUAGUAUAGAUAUGAAAUAAAGCAUUAGUUAGUUAGUUAGUUUAAGCUGGGUGUUUAUAGCCCCUACUUCGUGGACUGCAUGCCGCAGUUUUACCCGCAGGGUGGCAGAGCGUACCCACAGCAAGCCCGGGCCGAAACCCCCGGGUUUUCGGUAGAGGUGAGGUCAAGGGACAGAUCACUAUCUUAGCUGACCGCCUCCAUUUCCAACUCGUUGUGUCUCCCAGUUGACGCCAAAACUGCCCUUUCCAUUCACCAGAUCGCCACUUUUGAUCGGGACCCCUUUUAACUGGAGAGACUUGUGCCCUUGAGAUUCUAAGUCGAGCUUCGCCUUCCCUUUUCCCUUUUCCCCGGAUCAUCUCCAAGAAUAAACUCAACCCCUUACGGGAUUCGGGGCGAAGCCACCAAGUAGCUUAGGCAUGUAAUCCCCUGCUUCUUUCGGACACCGAGUCUGAGCCUCGGCGCUACUGGUAAAAAAAAUACGAAAAACUGCUGCCCGGUCAGGCACAAAAUCAGCGGAAAUUGUGAUGGGCCUCUCGCCUCGAGGCUAGCCCUUCCCUUGAGUAGCUCUCCGCACCCAAAAACCACGUCCGGUAUACAUAAGAAGGUCACCCGCCACGGGAGGACAGGUCGCUCGUCUCCGGCCAUUUUAUGUAUAUGAAAUAAAGUAUUAAAUAUAUGUGUAAGCAUGCUAUAAAUCGCAUUUUAAAUAGAUAAGAUGCAAAAGUACUGCAAUAUCCCUUAUAUUUCUUAUUAUUAAAACUAGGCAGCUUGGCAUUGAAGAUGAGGGUGGGUUUCAUGCUUGAUCAAUAGGCUACUUCAUGCAGAUUGACAAUCAAAUAAAAGAGUUCAAUCAUUUAAUUUCCCCGGCUUCAGAAAAUCCAGUUGUGGUCACAAAAUUCAUAUGUUGGCUGUAUUCUAUGGUGGCUUUCCACAAUAAAUGGGAAAAUGAAAAAAUGAUUGACUUGUUCAUUCUCCAUACCAUUUUUUACCCGCUUACUACAGCUCAAAGAAGGAUUGAGUCUCAAUUUGCAAAUCCAGCAUUACAGCCUUUUCGGUACAAAAACAUUUUGCAUGCUCUGGAGAAGAUUUAUUAUCAAGAAGGCAUUUUGGAUGGGCUUUAUAGAGGAUUUAUGCUGAACACAAUCUAUAUGAUCCCCAGAUAUUAUAUUCUUCCACCUUUAGUCUAUCAUUUUUCUCUAAAAAAUCAGGAAAAAUUUAACGCAGAAAGAGCUCAAAUGUAG
Molecule: messenger RNA, 2324 nt
Organism: Blepharisma stoltei
Lineage: Eukaryota; Ciliophora; Heterotrichea; Heterotrichida; Blepharismidae
Source: the annotation of a GenBank genome assembly